Cyclospora cayetanensis is the source of this 549-nucleotide messenger RNA. RefSeq lists its product as uncharacterized. Lineage: Eukaryota; Apicomplexa; Conoidasida; Eucoccidiorida; Eimeriidae. The coding region runs from base 1 to 549 and encodes 182 amino acids. The record is from RefSeq and is a predicted model, not a curated record. The transcript has 3 exons.
AUGGAAGAUAAGCCAUUAGGAUUCCUUUGCAAUGACGUAGACACCCUUGAGGGUGUCCUCUUGAAGGUGCAGCUUAGGCAGCUCACUAAGGAAGCCCAUGAGUUUCCACAGUUGCUAUCACAUGCGCACAUACCCGAUGAUAUGUGGAAAGAAGAGACACUGACUGUGCAAUGGCAGCAAAAGGUAUUUAGUCAAAAGGAACGCGGGAUGUACAUGCAGCCAAUGGGAGUGCAUGUGCAACAGUCUUGUCCUCGCAUUGCUGGGUAUCACCAGGAGUUGCUCGCUGCAGCACAAAGGAACACUGAGGUGCCUUGGUCAACCGCGGAAGAGGAGGUGAAGAGGUGUAUCUACACCUACACCGACGGAGACAUAAGAGAAACACUUCCCUUUCUCUUCCUCCGGAUGCAGCGGACUGGUGGCGGAAACCUUGCGCUCCCCGUAUGUCUGCACAUGGCCCUUUUAGAGACUUUGUUUCCUCUGGAGCCGCCUGCUGAUGCCCAACAGAAGCAAUCCUUUUUCAUUAUGGCACAGCUAGAGGGAAUGGGGUAA